AUGGGUGCUCUAGAUUUCCUCUCAGAUUACUUCUCUGUCACUCCAAAAAAGAAACACAAGCCAAUGCAGACAGUUGAAAUAAAGGUGAAAAUGGACUGUGAUGGCUGUGAAAGAAGAGUUCGAAGUUCAGUUUCACAUAUGUCAGGUGUGAAGGAAGUGGAUGUGAAUAGAGAGCAAAGCAAGGUAACAGUGACUGGUUAUGUGGAUAGAAACAAGGUGUUGAAGAAAGUGCAAAGCACAGGAAAAAGAGCAAAGUUUUGGCCAUAUGUUGAAUAUAACUUGGUGGCAUAUCCUUAUAUAACACAAGCUUAUGCAAAGAAUGCACCAUCUGGAUUUGUGAAAAACACUGAAUUAGCAUUACCAAAUCCAAAUGGAGCAGAUGAUAAGAUCACUUCUUUCUUCAGUGAUGAUAAUCCUAAUGCAUGCUCAAUCAUGUGA
This is a messenger RNA of Lathyrus sativus (Indian pea), 438 nucleotides long. The record is from the annotation of a GenBank genome assembly. Lineage: Eukaryota; Viridiplantae; Streptophyta; Magnoliopsida; Fabales; Fabaceae.